Messenger RNA from Macadamia integrifolia, 3338 nucleotides. Its product is annotated as chaperone protein ClpB3, chloroplastic-like. The coding region runs from base 268 to 3201 and encodes 977 amino acids. Gene Ontology annotation, molecular function: ATP binding; ATP hydrolysis activity. Lineage: Eukaryota; Viridiplantae; Streptophyta; Magnoliopsida; Proteales; Proteaceae. Gene Ontology annotation, cellular component: cytoplasm. The transcript has 10 exons. The record is from RefSeq and is a predicted model, not a curated record. Gene Ontology annotation, biological process: protein refolding; cellular response to heat.
CCCAGUGAGCUUCCAGCGGCCGUCCAUGUUCUUGAACUCUCCAGGCUCCAUAAUCCCAAGCGGCGUAGCCUUUUUUUUUUUCUUUCCUUCCUUCUCCGAUCUCCAGGAACCUGCGAGAACUGUUCGAAUCCUCUUUUACCUUUUCAAAUUCACACGCAAAGCUCGUAUCAGUUAUUCGUUCUCACUUUCACAACGAAGUAGAAAAGUGGAAAAAUUUCGACAUUAUAGCCUGAAAGAUUGACUUAGUUGCUGGAUUUUGUUUCGCUAAUGGCAACUACAUCAUCGGGAGUUAACCUUAAUCUCCUGCCAUCAUCGAAGAGUUGCAGCAGCAGAAGAGCCUUGUUUAUUCAGCCUGAGUUCUCACUUAGCUUUAGUGUGAAUCCUAGAACUCUAAAGACUUUGAAACCACUGAAAGAUUCGAGAGUUAAUGAUGCAUUUCUCACAAGGAAAUUGGAGAGAUCAGGGAGGGGUUCUCGGUCACUUAGCAUUCGGUGUGAGGCUUCUAAGGAUGAAAGGAUCACUCAGCAAGAUUUUACAGAGAUGGCUUGGCAAGCCAUUGUUUCUUCCCCAGAAAAUGCAAAAGAGAACAAGCAUCAGAUAGUAGAGACAGAACAUUUGAUGAAGGCUCUAUUGGAGCAGAAAAGCGGGCUUGCCCGUCGCAUCUUCUCCAAGGCAGGAGUAGAUAAUACCCGCCUUCUGGAAGCUACUGAAAAGUUCAUUCAACGGCAACCAAAGGUUUUUGGUGAAUCAGCUGGUUCUAUGUUAGGACGUGACUUUGAAGCUCUGAUUCAGCGAGCCAAGGAUUACAAGAAAGAUUAUGGGGAUUCCUUUGUUUCGGUUGAGCAUUUAGUACUUGCUUUUACACAAGAUCAGCGCUUCGGGAAACAGUUAUUCAAGGAUUUUCAAAUUUCUAAAGAGAACUUAACCUCUGCCAUGCAGUCCGUUAGGGGACGCCAAACAGUAAUUGACCAAGAUCCGGAGGGGAAGUAUGAAACAUUAGUAAAAUAUGGAAUAGAUUUGACAGCCAUGGCAAAGGUGGGUAAGCUUGAUCCAGUUAUAGGAAGGGAUGAUGAGAUACGAAGAUGCAUACAGAUCCUCUCGAGGAGAACAAAGAACAAUCCGGUACUAAUUGGUGAGCCAGGUGUUGGAAAAACUGCAAUUGUUGAAGGGCUUGCCCAGCGGAUAGUGCAAGGUGAUGUGCCUCAAGCUUUGAUGAAUCGUAAGUUGUUUUCCCUUGACAUGGGUGCGCUCAUUGCUGGGGCAAAAUUCCGGGGGGAGUUUGAGGAUAGACUGAAAGCCGUACUCAAGGAAGUGACUGAAUCUGAAGGGCAGAUAGUUCUUUUCAUUGAUGAGAUCCACACAGUUGUUGGGGCAGGUGCCACAGAUGGUGCCAUGGAUGCUAGUAACUUGUUGAAGCCUAUGCUCGGUCGUGGAGAGUUGCGGUGUAUUGGUGCAACAACACUGAAUGAAUAUCGUAAAUAUAUUGAGAAGGAUCCAGCCUUGGAGCGUCGGUUCCAGCAGGUUUAUGUUGAUCAACCUAUGGUGGAAGAUACAAUCUCUAUACUACGUGGGCUGCGAGAAAGAUAUGAACUGCAUCACGGAGUCAGAAUUUCUGACAGUGCACUUGUUGAGGCUGCAAUUCUUUCUGAUCGUUACAUUACUGGACGCUUUUUACCUGACAAAGCCAUUGAUCUAGUUGAUGAGGCAGCUGCAAAACUGAAAAUGGAAAUCACAUCAAAACCAACUGCCCUUGAUGAGAUCAAUCGUUCUGUAUUGAAGCUGGAAAUGGAGCGGCUCUCUUUCAUGAAUGACACAGACAAGGCUUCAAAGGAUCGAUUGAAUCGCCUUGAAGCUGAGCUCUCUCUCUUAAAGGAAAAGCUAGCAGAGUUAACACAGCAAUGGGAGCAUGAGAAAUCUGUCAUGAUGCGGAUUCAAUCAAUUAGGGAAGAGAUUGACAGGGUAAGUCUUGAGAUUCAGCAGGCUGAGCGGGAGUAUGAUCUUAAUCGUGCAGCUGAACUAAAGUAUGGAACACUCAACAGUUUGCAGCAUCAACUCGAAGAGGCACAGAAAGAGUUGGAAGAAUAUAGGAGAUCUGGAAAGUCCAUGCUAAGGGAAGAGGUAACAGGGGAUGACAUUGCGGAAAUAGUCAGCAAAUGGACUGGUAUUCCUGUCUCAAAGCUGAAACAAUCUGAGAGAGAGAAGCUUCUACAUUUGGAAGAAGAGCUGCAUAAACGUGUUGUUGGUCAAGACGAAGCAGUGAAGGCAGUAGCAGAGGCUAUCCAACGGUCUCGAGCUGGUCUCUCAGAUCCUAACCGUCCCAUUGCUAGUUUAAUGUUCAUGGGUCCAACUGGUGUUGGCAAGACUGAACUGGCCAAGGCCCUUGCUUCACACAUGUUCAGCACUGAAGAAGCACUGGUGCGGAUCGACAUGAGUGAGUACAUGGAGAAGCAUGCUGUCUCAAGAUUAAUUGGGGCCCCACCUGGUUACAUUGGGUAUGAGGAAGGUGGACAGCUCACAGAGGCAGUUCGUAGGAGGCCAUAUUCUGUUAUUUUGUUUGAUGAAAUUGAAAAGGCUCAUGCUGAUGUGUUCAACAUUUUCCUUCAGAUUCUGGAUGAUGGGAGGGUGACCGACUCACAGGGCCGCACUGUGAGUCUCAGAAAUACUGUUAUUAUUAUGACUUCGAAUGUGGGGUCACAGUACAUUCUCAACACAGAUGAGACAUCAACGGAUGCAACUUAUGAAACUAUAAAACAGAGGGUGAUGGAAGCUGCUCGAUCAAUCUUUCGUCCCGAGUUCAUGAACAGGGUUGAUGAGUACAUAGUUUUCCGGCCUCUGGACCGCGAGCAGAUAACCAGUAUCGUGAGACUACAGUUGGAACGUGUGCAGAAAAGACUCGAGGACCGGAAGAUAAAAAUUCAGGUAACUGAUGCAGCAGUUCAGCUCCUAGGGAGUCUUGGAUAUGACCCCAAUUAUGGUGCCAGGCCUGUCAAGAGGGUGAUCCAACAUUAUGUUGAAACUGAACUUGCUAAGGGUAUUUUGAGAGGAGAGUUCAAAGAUGAAGACACAAUUUUAAUAGAGACAGAGGUAACAGCUUUCGCAAACGGCCAGCUCCCCCAGCAGGAACUAGUCUUUAGGAAAAUAGAUUCUGGUUCAGACACGCCGGCAAUGGAAGAUCAGAAAGCCUUCUCUCAGAUUCUUUGAUCAUGCCUCUUUCUCACCUCAGGUCUCAUGUAAAGCUUUAUAUCCUUUAUGCAGUCAAACCCAACCUUUGUGUACCAUAAUAAUCCAGACCUUUUGUAACUGAGAGAGUAUAAUUUAUGGUUCUAUCUUUUUGGCCA